CCCGGAACACAAACAGCAGAACAAACACAAGAAACAACCACACAGGAAGCCCAUCGGAGAUGCCUUUCAUGUUUCAGUCAAAUUUUCAAGACAUUGAUUGAAGUUGUAAAAACACAUUGAUUCCUAAUUUCAUCUGUCACUCGCGCGAAUCUCUAUUCAAACGUGCGAGUGUCGUGCGAGUGCUUGAUGCUCAUCUUUGGAAAAAUAAAAAAGAAAAGAACAAGAGAGAGAGAGAAAUAGGUUCAGGUAUCGCGCGAUGCUCGUAUUGUAUCGACAGUUGUUUCUUCUUUUUUUUUGUAAUUUUCUUCUUUCAUAGCGAAUAAUUAAAGCUUCUUGUCAUCGGUUGAUUAUCAAGCAUUGUUGAGAAUUCAAAGGGAAGAUUUGCAGAAGGAUUCCAUGGAUAACAACUUGGACUUCACUUCAGAGGAUGAUAUGAAAAUGGCAUCUCUCAACAUGGAGGGACACUUCCCUAUGUCGAAUCAAGAGAGAUAUCAAGCCAGCGAUGAUCAACCUGCCGGACCAUCUCGGCUGUCCAAUACUGGAAGUAGAAGAAGUCAAGGAGCUAUUACUGAAGAACAACAACGUGAAAGAAAGAAAGAGAUUGAUAAAGCAUUUCGCAUGCGAAGAAAGGAACAAGCAAAAAAAAUGAAGGAGAAUUUGCAUAUUCUCAAUGAAGAGAAUACACGUCUAAAGAGGGAAAAUCAAGUUUUGAUGACCGAAUUAAAGAGACUCAAUGGCUCAAAAUUUGCAGUCAGCAGGCAGGAAAACCCAACAAAUCCAAUCCGAAAUCCUUAGUUUGAAACGCGAUAUUGCCGGUGGAAAGCACUAACUGAUUUCAUGAGUUACCCAGAAAUUUCUAUGGUGUUCCACCGAAUAUAUAUAGGCAACUAUAACUAAGCAAGCAAUUAGAGAAGUAUAGUGAAAGAGUUGUGCUGGGCACACCUUGUCAGAGAGCUUAUAUGUGAAGAGUUGUAAUAAAAGUUUAUUCGCUAGUAUAAUAAACGUGAGGUUCUCUUAAGAGUAUUUGAGCUUUAAGCAAACUAGCAGUGAACCCACGCUUUGCACGAGCUUUAUUUAUCAUUAACUUUAUAUAUAGUUGAAGAGCAUUGCGCGCCCGUUGUUUAUCUUGAACUCUGUAUAUGUGAAGAGUAUUGUACG
Molecule: messenger RNA, 1158 nt
Organism: Tripterygium wilfordii
Lineage: Eukaryota; Viridiplantae; Streptophyta; Magnoliopsida; Celastrales; Celastraceae
Exons: 4
Coding region: 397-795 (132 amino acids)
Source: RefSeq, a predicted model, not a curated record